Messenger RNA from Anarrhichthys ocellatus (wolf-eel), 2004 nucleotides. It is a transcript of the gene bcl10, whose product is annotated as BCL10 immune signaling adaptor. The transcript has 3 exons. Gene Ontology annotation, cellular component: CBM complex; cytosol. The record is from RefSeq and is a predicted model, not a curated record. Bases 260 to 1000 code for a protein of 246 amino acids. Gene Ontology annotation, biological process: positive regulation of extrinsic apoptotic signaling pathway; apoptotic process; adaptive immune response. NCBI's taxonomy places the organism in Eukaryota, Metazoa, Chordata, Actinopteri, Perciformes, Anarhichadidae. Gene Ontology annotation, molecular function: protein kinase B binding; kinase activator activity; NF-kappaB binding.
GUGUCCGUACUUCUCUUCUUCUCGCGUUGACGUAAAACAUCGACACAAUCAGGAAGUCCGGGGAAUUUAUACGAAACAUAAAAGUUGAAUGGACCGUGGAUCCGCCGCCUUUCACCGACAAAAUAAUGACGAGCCACAUUUGUUGACGCUACCUAACGUAUCGAUGUCGUUAAUGUCUUUAUUACUAUCUUAUUAACUUAUCUAAGUCGUCAUUUGUUACCCGGUGCGCUUUGGUUUUUCACUUUUCCGAGUGAGAGGGAUGGAUGUUCCUCAGCUCACUGAAGAUGAGAUGGCAGAGAUCAAGAAAGACGUGCUGACCAGAAUGCGGCACUACCUCUGCGACAAGAUCAGAGCCGAGCGCCACCUCGACUACCUGCGCUCUCGCCGGAUCCUGACGCGGGACGACGCGGAGGAAAUCAGCUGCAGGACCACGCAGACCAAGAGGACGGCCAUGUUGUUGGACUUACUGGCCGAGAACCCCCGGGGCCUGGACACCUUGAUUGACUCCAUCAGGGAGCUGCGCUCACAAAACUUCAUCAUCACCAAAAUCACAGAUGAGGUGCAAAAGGCCAAAAACGAGAAGAUCGAGUCCCUCAAAGUGGGGGCUUCCAGUUCCUCGUCCGACACCGGCGUCGGCACUCCGAUCCCGACCAGCGACACCCCCUCCAUGUUUUCAAACAACUCCACUCUGCUCCUCCACCCCGACGGAGAACGAAGCCUCUCCACCUCAGACGUAGCAGGCUCCCUCAACCUGCUGUCCUUACAGAGAGGCGGAGACUUGACCUCCGCGGGCGGCGUCAGCAUCGGCGUCGUCUCCUCCUCCAGCCUCCCGAGGCCCGGAGAACCCGGAGCUCCUCCGCUGCCGGAGGAGGUGAUGGUGGAGUCCCCCUCCAACAUCGACGCCGGAACACCGGGGUGCACCAGCACCGGAGGGGACCCAAACUUCCAGCCCCUCCGGUCGCGCUCUCUCACUCCAACAUCACACAGGAGCAUCUUUUAGUUCUACAACUCGACAAGACUCUUUUCAGUUCAAGGGACAAACCAGCAGAAUCCUCGUCCACUCAAACUCCCACAAGCCCUCUCUCCUUGUCUCCUCUCUUUGGUGUUGUCCGUGCUUUUGAUUAGGCAGGAAUUGUCAUACAUGCUAUUAUAUUUCUCCUAAAUCAAUCAGCUGUUUAUAAUAGAGAUAGGGACCAUUUGUCACUUGGGUUUAAAUAUUGUUGGAGAGUUUUUGAUACUGGUGCUAAUUCAUUAACUUAGUUUUGAUCCAAAGCCAAAUAAUACCAGAGUUUCAAGAAUAUACACGCUUUUCUCCAAAACCUUUUUUUUUAAUUAAACAAAAUGUGUGUUGUUUUUUAAAAAUAUAAGCAGGUGUACAAUAACUUUGCCAAAAUAGAAUACAGUUUAAAUUUGCAAAAUUGUGAUUUAAGUCCUUCAUAGUUUUGAACACUCAUGUUUCAAACACAUGUUGGUACCCAGAGAAGAAGUCUUGAGGUUUGAAUCCCAUGUUUUGAGCUCUCGACCUCUCCUCCUCCUUUUCUUUUACAAAAGGUGUGAUGUCCUGAUAAACUGUUGAACCCUGCAGAUACAGUCUCUAGGUGCGGUGAGAGACUUUUAUACACUGGAAUGACCAGAAUAUAUGUGUCUGAUCUCAUUAGACGCUGCUUUUCAUCACAGCGGUGUACCUCAAAAUGAUGACUUCAAGUUCAUUCUGUGCAGCAUUAAAUCACUACAAAAGUCUUGAAUCUGAAAACCUGUUGUGAAGCAGCAAACCAUGUCCCACUUAUUCCCUGGUCCCAUGUACAACAACUGAUUACAUACUAAAGGUUUUCUGUAUGAAUUCAACUCAUGUUUCCUCUCUUCAUUGAUGUGGUGGUUUAGAAAAUAAAUGUUUUCGUUUAUUUACUGAGACAGCUUUCUGGUAAUCCGGUCUGUGGAAUCGUAUCGGAGUCUUUUGAAAGCUCUUGAAACACAAUAUGAAUUCAUUGCAGAAGUUUCUGUGUG